This is a messenger RNA of Linepithema humile (Argentine ant), 8827 nucleotides long. The record is from RefSeq and is a predicted model, not a curated record. Lineage: Eukaryota; Metazoa; Arthropoda; Insecta; Hymenoptera; Formicidae.
UUUCGGCACCGUCCAGCAACGUGGAUUUGUCAUAUAGCAUUCGUUCGUCCCGACGAAACUCAUCUCUCUUCAUCAUCUCUCUUUCCUCGCCUGUUUCCCCCAUCAUCGCGAUAGAGGAUCGCCGCGAGUAGAACGAGUCAAUAACGAGUCAGACACGCCGCCCGAGUGGUUAUUCGCGCGUCUGAUCGAAUAGUCGACGCGACGAGAGCGUAAGCGCCCAGGCGAGACUCUAAUCGCGACUGCCACGUCGUCGAACCGACGUCUAUGUCGUUCAUCGAGAAUUCGCGUGCAAACGUUACUCGGCCGGUCGAGGGUAGCCUGAAGUAUUUCGCGUUCCGACGAGACGCAGAACGUCGGCCGUGAUACGGAGUGAAAUAAAGAGCCGUUUUUUCGCGUCUGCUAUUGUGGUGCUGGUGCUGGUUAAUAGUAAUAAUAGUAAUAGUGAGUUCUGUCGGUGGUGGUAGUAGUGGUGGCACACGUGAACACUCGACGACGACGUUAUACAGCUUGGAAAAAUGCGGUGAACCACCCGCCUCCGCGCCGCGCGCUACGAAGCAUUCCUCAAGCAGCUCACCCAUUCAGGUCCAUGCACGCCGAUGCGAUGACAACAACUGCCUUCUACUCUCUCUGUGGGGAACAUAACGAUACGUAAAGGGGAUCCGCCUUUAGUUUGCCAGGUCCCGCUCUAGCCCCGGAGGAAGGAGCAGAAGCGCGGAAGGAGAGCAGAGAGGGGGGAAGAAAGAAAGGUGAAGUUUCUCGGUAGCGGCAGCUGCAGCAACAGCAGGGCGGAUCUAACCACAUUCCGAGAGUCUGAAAAGCGACACAGGUGCGUACCGACAGAGGCAUCCCGCGGAGGGAUGUUCGAAAUAUCCGAGCAGUAGCGACCGAUGCACGUGGCACGCUGCGACGGUGGUGUUAAGUGUGCAGUGAUCACGGGUGACCGAGGGAAGACGGGAAAGAAGGUGGUCAAUAUGACUCCUAUCUUCCUCGUCGUGUUGCUGGCGAUUGACCCGAUUAUCGCGCAGAGUAACGGAAACAUCAGCGACUCGCAAUACAUCACGUACAUGACAAGUCCGCCGACGAUCCUGGUGAAGCCACAAUCGCAGCAGGUGAAGGCAGGAGGAAUUGCGAGCUUCUACUGCACGGCGGAAGGUGCGCCACCGCCUCAGAUACACUGGAGAAAGAACGGCAAGAGAAUUUCACAAUCUCAGUCCCGCUACGUGGUACACCAGUAUGAAAAUGGUGCUUUACUGCGGAUCGAACCUGUCAAGCCGGCGCGCGACAAUACCGUCUACGAGUGCCUAGCAGAGAACGGGGUCGGUGACGCUGUUUCGGCCGAGGCGUCGCUCACCGGUUACGAAACGGAAGAUCUUCCGACGGGUUUCCCGAUGAUCACUCAAGCGCCAACUACGAAAGUAGUCGAGAUGGGUCACAACGCGGUCCUUCUUUGCGCGGCAGUCGGAUCGCCGCCGCCCAUCAUCUCCUGGGUGCGAGACAUGCUGCCUAUUGACACGUCGAAUCCACGAUACACGGUUCUGGAUACCGGUGCCUUGCAAAUUACCGAAUCUGACGUAAAGGAUCAAGGAAAGUAUGAAUGCGUCGCUAACAACUCCGUAGGCACAGAGUACUCGAAAUCGACCACAUUAUAUGUGAAAGUGCGUCGCGUCGCACCGAACUUCUCGAUUCCGCCACCGACGGUGAGCGAAGUGAUGCUGGGUGCGUCGCUGAAUCUCACCUGCGUCGCGGUCGGCGCGCCGAUGCCCUUCGUAAAAUGGAGAAAGGAUCCCGCAACCGAUCUUACGCCGGACGAUAAUCUACCAGUCGGCAAAAACGUCUUGAGACUGACGGAAAUUCAGGAAUCUGCUAAUUAUACGUGUACAGCUGCCAGCGAUCUUGGCGUAAUCGAGGCGACCACCAUGGUGAAGGUUCAAUCUCUACCCGGCCCGCCAGAGAACGUUCAAGUGUCGGAUAUCACCGCGACAUCGGUGAAGUUGAGCUGGUCCUACAAAGAACCGGGCGACCUGCAGUACUACGUCAUUCAACAUAAACCGAAGCACGUGAAUCAAGCGUACGCCGAGAUAUCCGGCAUCACGACGAUGUACUAUCACGUUAGGAGUCUCAGCCCGUAUACGGAGUACGAGCUCUACGUGAUAGCCGUGAACAGCAUCGGGCGUGGUCCCCCAAGUGCCCCGGUGAUAGUCACCACUGGUGAAACAACGGAAUCAACGAAUGGAGGUGCCAAACCCGGUACAGCGCCUCGGAAAGUUCAGGUACGGCCGUUGAGCUCCAGCACGAUGGUCAUACAAUGGGACGAACCGGAAACCCCAAACGGUCAAGUGACGGGAUACAAAGUGUACUACACGACGGACUCGAAUCAACCUAUGGCGUCGUGGCAGUACCAGAUGGUGGACAAUAGCCAGCUGACCACCAUCUCGGAGUUGACACCGCACACAAUCUAUACCAUACGAGUUCAGGCGCUCACGAGCGUCGGUCCUGGACCGCUCAGUCUACCGGUGCAAAUCAAAACACAACAAGGGGUACCAAGUCAACCUGAAAUGCUAACCGCGGUCGACAUCGGGGAGACCAAAGUAACGCUCCAAUGGGGCAAGCCCGCUCAUAGCGCUGAGAAUAUUCUCAGCUAUGAGCUGUACUGGAACGACACUUAUGCGAAGGAAAAGCAUCAUCGCAGAAUAGCUGUCACCGAGAACUAUACUCUGACCGGUCUGUAUCCGAACACCUUAUACUACGUGUGGCUAGCCGCGAGGAGUCAAAGGGGAGAGGGUGCCACGACGAUACCGUAUCCGGUUCGCACCAAACAGUACGUCCCCGGGGCUCCGCCUCGCAAUGUAACCGGCAAAGCGAUCAGCCCGACUUCAAUAUUGGUAACGUGGGAACCACCGGCUGCUGAACGCUCCAACGGAAGGAUCGCCUACUACAGGCUGCAAGUCGUCGAGAGCGGUCGCUCCGACUCCGAGGCGACGAUUAUCAAACUGAAUGACACGCGUUUCGUGUUGGACGAGCUCAAAAAGUGGACUGAAUAUCGGAUCUGGGUAUUGGCCGGAACCAGAGUAGGUGACGGGCCCCCGAGUUAUCCUAUCAUGGUCAGAACUCAUGAGGACGUGCCGGGGGAUCCUCAGGACGUCAAAGUCUCGGCGAUCAACUCGUCGACGAUACACGUCGAGUGGAAACCACCGAAAGCGAAAGAUCAGAACGGCGUUAUACGAGGGUACCACAUACACGUGCAGGAAGUAAGAGAGGAGGGAAAAGAUUCAUUCACCAACGAACCGAUACGUCGAGAUGUGCACGAUGACGGCGUGCUAGAAGUGAAUAUCACCGGACUGCAACCGGAUACGAGAUACUCAGUGCAAGUAGCCGCUCUGACGAGAAAAGGAGAUGGGGAUCGUUCGGUACCGGUUCACGUUAGAACACCGGGCGGUGUACCAAACAGACCGCAAGUUGCUGUGAAAGUAUUGAGCAGAGAUCCCUACAUCUUGGAGCUGGAAUGGAAUCAACCCACUCAGAUCUACGGUAAUCUGCUAGGAUACCGUAUUCGAUAUGGUAUAAAAAACCAGACGCUCAAAGAGGAAUUUAUCGAUGACAUGCGUCAGCGCACGUACAAAAUCACGGAUCUCGGAGAGCAAGGAGUCGAUUACGAGUUUAGAGUAGCUGGCAAAAAUGACAUCGGCUUCGGUCAGGAAACGGUGAAAAAUUGGUUUAGUCCGGAAGGCGAACCGACCGGGCCACCGACGAAUCUGUCAUACUUUUUUCAAACUCCUGAUACCGUAUGCGUGACGUGGGAAAAGCCGCUUCGGCAGCACAGAAACGGUCAAAUAAUCGGUUACGAUGUGCAAUUCAACAAGAAGAACGAUCACUCCACCACUAUAGAUAGAAACACAACCAAGACGAGAGCGGUGUUCACUAAUUUAGAGGAGAAUACGGAAUACGUAUUCCACGUACGAGCGCGUACGUCCCAAGGUAGCGGUCCGUACUCCGAAAAGAUCACAAUAAUGACCGCGGCGGACAUCGGUCGCGCUCCGAUGAAAGUACAAGCCGUGGCGACGUCGGACUCCAGCGUGGAAGUGUGGUGGGAGUCGGUGCCGAACAGAGGAAAGAUCACCGGUUAUCAGAUCUUCUACACAACAACCGCUGUGGAGGAUCUGGACGAGUGGAAGAAGAAAAGUGUUGGUCUGACAGAAUCAGCGGAUCUAAUUAAUCUGGAAAAAUUCACUCAGUAUGCCAUAACGGUGGCAGCGCGCUACAAGUCCGGUCUGGGAAGACUCAGCGAAAAGGUGACGGUGAAAGUAAAGCCGGAGGACGUGCCGUUGAAUCUCAGAGCGCCGGACUCGUCCACGCACUCGAUGACCCUCUCUUGGUCCCCGCCCAUAAGACUGAUUCCGACAAAGUAUAAGGUUUCGUUCGACGCUGUCAAAGAAUUCGUCGAUUCUCAGGGUAUAACGCAAACACAGCUCGUGCCUCGUAGGCAAAUCCUAUUGGAGCCUCACAUAUCGAGCGUGACAAUAAACGAAUUACAACCGUUCACAACUUACAACGUCAAUGUAAGCGUUGUACCGCGCGAGGGGCAAUACAAACCACCGGCCAAGAUCACCGUCACCACGCAGAUGGCCGCGCCGAAGCCGAUGGUAAAACCGGAUUUCUACGGCGUGGUCAACGGCGAAGAGAUACAAGUUAUUUUACCGCAAGCUUCCGAGGAAUACGGCCCGAUCUCGCACUAUUACCUGAUCGUCGUGCCCGAGGACAAGAGUACGGCUGAUAAGCAGCCUGACGAACUGACCGAGGACAUGAUCACCGGGAAAGGCAAGCAGGAGAGGGAAAACGCACCUUACAUCGCCGCUAAAUUUCCUCACAGAGAUAUUCCGUAUACGUUCCAUUUAGGCAGCGGAGACAUAUACGAGGGAUACGAAAACCGAAAGCUCGUUAAAAAUAGACGCUACAGGAUAUUCGUACGCGCCGUAGUCGACACUCCGCGAAAGCAUUUAUAUACGUCGUCGCCGUUUUCUGAAUACUUGUCUUUGGACAUGAGGGAAGUACCUCCAGGCGAGCCACCGCGUCGACCAAAUCCCAACACGCCUGCAGAUGGAAGUCCAGACAUUUCUGGAGUUCCAACUGCGGGUCAAGAGCCAGGCAUGGUGUGGGUCGUCGGCCCCAUAAUAGCGGCAUUGAUGGUCAGCGUUUGUCUCGUGCUUUUAUUCGUCAUUAAAAAACGAAGGCAGCCGUGCAAAGCUCCGGAUCAGGCAGCCGUUACGCGACCGCUCAUGGCGGCUGACAUAAGUUCUAAUCACGCGCCGUCGGAUCCGGUGGAGAUGCGACGAUUAAAUUUCCAAACUCCCGGUAUGAUCUCGCACCCGCCAAUACCUAUCAGCGAACUGGGCAAUCACAUUGAACGUCUGAAAGCGAACGACAAUCUGAAGUUCAGCCAGGAGUACGAAUCGAUAGAACCCGGCCAACAAUUCACGUGGGACCAUUCCAACAUGGAAGUCAACGCGUCGAAGAAUCGUUACGCCAACGUUAUCGCGUACGACCAUUCGCGAGUCAUCCUCCAGACUGUCGACGGCAUGCCGGGCUCGGAUUACAUCAACGCCAAUUACUGCGACGGUUACAGGAAGCAGAACGCGUACGUGGCCACUCAGGGACCUCUGCAGGAGACAUUCGGUGACUUUUGGCGUAUGUGCUGGGAAUUGCGCACCAGCACGAUCGUGAUGAUGACGAAGUUAGAAGAGAGAACGAGGAUAAAGUGCGACCAGUACUGGCCCACCAGGGGCUCCGAGACCUACGGACAGAUGACCGUGACCAUCAGCGACGUCCAAGAAUUGGCGACUUACUGCAUCCGCACGUUCCAGGUUUGUCGAGCGGGCUAUUCCGAGCGGCGGGAGAUAAAGCAACUACAAUUCACGGCCUGGCCCGAUCACGGCGUGCCGGAACAUCCUGCGCCGUUCUUGCAAUUCCUACGCAGAGUCCGGUCUCUCAAUAUCCCCGACAGCGGACCGUUAGUGGUGCACUGUAGCGCGGGUGUGGGAAGAACUGGUUGCUUCAUCGUGAUAGACUCAAUGCUAGAAAGGAUCAAACACGAGAAGAUGAUCGACAUCUACGGCCACGUCACUUGUCUGCGCGCUCAGAGGAAUUACAUGGUUCAAACGGAGGAUCAGUAUAUCUUCAUCCACGACGCCCUGCUCGAAGCGGUGAUCUGCGGUAACACGGAAGUGCCGGCUAGAAAUCUGCACUCCCACAUUCAGAAACUCAUGCAACCAGAAAUCGACAAUAUAACCGGAAUGGAACUGGAAUUCAAGAAGCUUUCUAACAUCAAAGCCGACUCAACUAGAUUCAUCUCCGCGAAUCUGCCUUGUAACAAGCAUAAGAAUCGACUGGUCCACAUUCUGCCUUACGAGUGCACCAGAGUGUGCCUGCAGCCGCAGCGUAACAUCGAAGGAUCCGAUUACAUAAAUGCCAGCUUGAUUGACGGCUAUCGCUACCGAGGAGCUUACAUAGCGACGCAAGGUCCUUUAUGUGAUACCACCGACGAUUUCUGGCGCAUGCUGUGGGAACACAAUUCUACAAUCGUUGUCAUGCUGACGAAAUUGAAGGAGAUGGGCAGAGAAAAGUGUCACCAGUACUGGCCGUCCGACCGAUCUAUCCGUUAUCAGUGCUUUGUCGUGGAUCCGAUCGCGGAGUACAACAUGCCGCAGUACAUUCUACGAGAGUUCAAGGUGACGGACGCGCGCGACGGCGCCAGCCGCACGGUCAGGCAAUUCCAGUUCAUUGACUGGCCGGAGCAGGGCGUACCGAAAUCCGGCGAUGGUUUUAUCGACUUUAUUGGUCAGGUGCACAAAACGAAGGAACAAUUUGGUCAAGACGGACCGAUCACCGUGCAUUGUAGCGCCGGCGUAGGAAGAACGGGUGUCUUUAUAACGCUUAGCAUCGUGCUGGAGCGAAUGCAAUAUGAAGGCGUGGUGGACAUUUUCCAGACUGUAAGAAUAUUACGCACGCAACGUCCAGCCAUGGUUCAAACCGAGGAUCAAUAUCAAUUCUGCUAUCGAGCCAGUUUGGAGUACUUAGGCUCCUUUGAUCAUUAUGCCAACUGACAAGCCGACUCACGUGAGCAGAGGGAUCUGUCGAGGGACAAGCGAGACCGGCGAGGCGACAGAGAUGUCGAAAGAGCAAAAGUACGACGUGUCUAGUACAAUAAAGCCGUGUGACAUACUCGUACCUUCCAAGGACAAAUACAGUAGAGCGACGCGAUUAAUAUAGUAUCGUGGGCAGUUAACAUAGAAAUAAAAUGUUUAGUCAAUGGUGUUGCAGUAAAUGCAAAUACGCCGGAAAUUUUCACUCUUGACGGAUAUAUAGCAAAUGCCCGGAAACGCAUUUAACCGAUCUCUUUUUAGAAAUUAGACUCGAAAAUUUCCUCGCGAUUGAUGCGAGUCAAAACUGCCGUUUAGAAAUACGUACAAUACACGUGAUUGUACGAGCAAUAGUAUCACACGUUAUCAUACAUAGAUACGUUCUUUUUUCACAUCACAAGAUCUUUUGGAAACAAAAUAAAACAAACUUCUCAAUUCCCAGACAUUCUGUCGAAAAAUCAAUUAAGUACGAUGUAAAUCAAAAAAUCAUGAGCCGUCAUCGCGUAGAAUUCACAUUCGAGGAUUAGUGAAUUGGAACAUAUCCUAUUACCGAAUCGAUCAUCCGUAAAAGCAUUUUUUAACGUCUAGAUAAUCUAAUUUUAAGAUAGACUGAAAAUAUGACCACUCAAUAUCUCUCCCACCCGAAAUGUAGUGCAUUACGUGUCUUUUCAUGUAUGGUACCUCUUACCGAAAACUGAGACAGCGAAAGUCAAACCCUUCCUGUUUAUUGAAGACACGAGUGCUUCCUGCAGUAGCAAUUGCAUAGAGGAACGAAAGGGUGCUGACAUCGACGUUCAUGUCUUUAAAAAAAAUAAAAUAAAAUAUCGAAUUGUACGAGUGACUGCGUCUGUAUAAAACGCGUAUCGUAUAAAAACGAAAAUUUACAAUUCACCGUUCGUGGCUACGUUCCACAAGUACUUAUUGAUGUAGAAAAAAUAGAUCGAAAAAGCAAUUAAAUAACUUUCUGUAGCUAUUACAAAAAAAAGAGAGAAAGAGAGAUGAAAAUUUCCGCUCACAAAAAACAAGAAAAUUGCCAUACUGCCAAAUUGACAAUUAUUACUGCUGUACUCAUUAUAAAUGGUAGAGAUCUUCUCAAUACCUAUUAUAAUAAUGUUAGAUAGAUCAUAAGAAAUUGUUUAAGGCUAGAAUAAGUGACGCCAUUAGGGAAAUGAUGAGAUAAAAAUGAGUCGCGUGAAAGAAGGAUGAAAGGAAACGGUGCCUACAUUCAAAAAAAGUGCGCAAACAAAUUUGCGCACAUUUCUAUAAAAAAAGAAAAAAAAGAACUAAUUUAAAUAGCAGCACUGUAUGUUGAAUUCAUGUACUGUUCUUCCGAGCCCUCGACACCCAUAUGUACAAAGUUUCAAUGUAGCUUCUACCUCGAAUACUUCUAAUUGCCUUUUAAAUAUAUUGAAAUAGAUAGUACGUCUCACACAUAUAAGUUCAAUCAGUCUUUACAUUAACUCAAUGUUCACGUAUAGAUACAUUUAAUGUUGAAAUCAAAUUUAUACUUGAGUAUUUAUAUUUCUUAAUGAUACAUUGGAUUUUUUACACUAAUAACACAUGCCUUUCCUUUUUCAAAUGUCAGAUUAAUGCCAAAAACACAUGAUGAAGAACAAGUCACACAAUAUAUUUCUUAUGGUGAAAAUAUUUAAUUCGGUAAUUCUAUAUAAUAAUAAACUCAUAAAUUAGUAAGA